Messenger RNA from Diaporthe batatas, 1811 nucleotides. RefSeq lists its product as uncharacterized. Gene Ontology annotation, molecular function: monooxygenase activity; heme binding; oxidoreductase activity, acting on paired donors, with incorporation or reduction of molecular oxygen. The record is from RefSeq and is a predicted model, not a curated record. Lineage: Eukaryota; Fungi; Ascomycota; Sordariomycetes; Diaporthales; Diaporthaceae. The coding region runs from base 146 to 1666 and encodes 506 amino acids. The transcript has 5 exons.
UUUGGUUUCUAACCCACCAAACUCGUUGCUUUCUAUCUGCAAAGUGGUUGGCCAUCCUCUAGGUGGUAGUCAUUUCGGAAGCCAACGCUUUCCGAUACUCCUGCCUCUCUCUUUUCAGGUUGCUCACUUUCGGCGCCAUUGCAGCAUGGGGUUCAUAGACCGCACACCAUGGGCUGCUAUUGCAUCCACGGUAAUCGCAUGCUUCGUCGGUCUCGUCUUCUACCGCCUAUAUCUGCACCCUCUCGCCAAGUUCCCCGGCCCCAAACUAGCAGCCAUCACGCGUUACUACGAGGGUUACUACGACGUCAUCCUCAACGGCCAAUACACGUUCAAGAUAGCCGAGCUGCACCAGCGAUAUGGGCCCAUUGUGAGGAUUAGCCCCUACGAACUCCACGUAAAUGAUCCAGCAUACUAUGAGAAGCUGUAUCGACAAGAGGGCCAGUGGAACAAGUAUGACUGGUCCUAUGAUGCGUUCGGGGCACCGAUGUCUGCCAUUUGUUCAGUGGAUCAUGAGGCGCACAAACGCCGCCGUGCUCCACUGAACCCCUUCUUCUCCAAGGCCAGCGUCGCCAGCCGCCAAGACUUGAUCCACGGGUUCGCCAACAAGCUCUGCGAUCGCAUUGCGCAGUUCGAGGGCUCAACCGUAAAUAUCACUGCUGCGGUCAGUGCCUUCACGAGGGAUGUUGCCAUGCAAUUUGUUCUGUCCAAAGACUACCGGAAUCUGGAUAACCAGGACUUCGGUGUCGGAAUGACCAACGUCCUCCAAAGCUCCGGGGCGAUUUGGCGUGCUACGAAGCACGUCAGAUGGCUCGGGCCGCUGAUGAAAUCACUUCCGUUGGAUUGGGUCGAAAAGGCGGGCGAUGCGGGAACCAAGGCCUUCUUCGGCUUUCUGAAGGAUUGCCUGCAAACCACCAAGGAAAUUGUAGCUGCACCGGCCAGAAAGGUUGGGGGCGACACCGAUGCGUCAUCAAAGACUAUCGUGCACACGAUUUUGGAAUCAAAUCUGCCGUCGACCGAGAAGACGGUGGAGCGCAUCAACGACGAGGUAGGCACCAUCACAGGAGCCGCCUUCGAAACAGCAGCCCAGUCCAUCCGCACUAUUCUAUACUACCUGUACAGCGACCCUGUCACCCUAGCGCGUCUGCGAGACGAGCUUUCACAGGCGGUAGAGAAGCAUGGGGGUGAGGGUAACCUCCCCCUCUUCGUUCUUGAACAGCUUCCGUUCCUAACCGGUUGUAUAUGCGAGGGUCUGCGACUGAGCCCAGGUCUUGCAACUCGUCUGGCGCGUGUCGCUCCUGACCGUGAUUUGUACUACGGCCAGCAGCGUAUCCCCGCAGGAACCCCAGUAGGGAUGACCGUUCUCCUGAUGCACAUGGAUGAGACUCUGUAUCCGCAGCCAGACACCUUCAACCCUUCACGUUGGACCGACAGCGCGACGAGGUCGGAUAAGACCUUUGCGCCAUUCUCCAGGGGCACGCGAAGUUGCCUCGGCAUGUACCUCGCUUGGGCUGAGAUGUAUAUCGUCAUAGCGGCACUGGUCCAGCGAUUUGAGUUCAAGCUGAUUGGUGCGGGCCUGAAGGACGUCAAGUGUGCAAGUGAUCAGUUCAUAGUGGGAACGGCAGAUACCACUGGUAUUAAAGGUAUUGUUAAGAACUAUGCGGCUUGAGAAAUGGGGUUUUUCACAUAAGCCUUGAACACCUACAAGCUGUGGGAAGAUGAUUGGUCGUGAAGUCUACUCUUACUCAGGCACAGAUGCGUGUAUGGGGUGUUUGGGAUAGGGCCCAUAUGCUGUUUAGGGGGUGGACUUCUAA